Messenger RNA from Anopheles funestus (African malaria mosquito), 4002 nucleotides. RefSeq names its product headcase protein (gene heca). The coding region runs from base 2067 to 3995 and encodes 642 amino acids. The transcript has 6 exons. The record is from RefSeq and is a predicted model, not a curated record. Lineage: Eukaryota; Metazoa; Arthropoda; Insecta; Diptera; Culicidae.
UGCUUUGCGUUCGGCGGUGUUUCGUUAGUUGCGUUUUCGCUUUCAUCGGAGCAAGUUGGGCAGAAAGAAGCGCCGGAGCAGUGUGACAGACGUUUUGAAAAGACACACAGUGCGAGACGAGUAAGCAGCAGCAGCUAGUGAGGCAGCGCGUGAGGAACGAAUCAAACGUAGCGAGCGAGCGUUCACUUUCGUCGCGGCUAGUUUUUCCGUCAACAGUUUCCCGAGUGUGCGUACGCGCGUGUGUGUGUGUACACCGAUGUUGUGUGAAAAGUGAAAAGUCCAGCCCUUGGUAGAAGCGCGUAGUCCAUCGAAGACAAAAGGUUGGAGGUCGUAUUUUUUUGGGCUGGCCGUUUCGUUGCGUGCACACAGACUAAUUCUGUUUUAAUGGAGUUAAAACAAUCGGUCGCGAAGCAGAAGACGACGACUGCGAGUAUCUUCCUGGAAGUGAGCCUCAUACCCGUACCGUGGAGUGCGAAAGCAAUCAGUGGAAGCCGGAGCGAACUGUGCGGUAAACAACCUCCGGUGACGUUGCGACCGUGUCGUUGCCAGCGGUCAACACCGUGAACGGGGCACAUUCAUUUGCCAAAAAUCUACCUCGUUUUUUUAGCGAAAAGAGAAGAGAAACAAAACACACGCACAUCAUCCGCCUCGGGUUCAUGCACAGCUGUGAGGACAGCACACAUCUCAGUAGGCAAAAAAAAACGGAAAAAGCACACCAACGAAAACUGUGUGUAGAGCUCCUUGCGCCCACUUGGAUGAUUUUUCCACAAAAAAAAAACCAAAACCCGUUCCAGUUUCCCCAGCAUACAGUGCGGCUCCGUUCAACGACACUAUUUCCCGCGCGAUUGAACUUUCCGUGUCAGCGUACGUGUGAGUGAAAGCAAAAAUCGAUGUUACAGCAUUUUUCCUCCCGCGUACCGUGCGUCCGUGGCAGCUUCCCGUCCGUGUGACACAGUGCGGUGCCUUUGCUCUUUUGCGAGAGCAGAAACAUCCAACACACCGGAGAAAAGAGUGCGUGACACGAUACCCAACAGCUCACGAGUUACCUCAGAAAGGGAACAAAAGGUGUAGUAUAAAAGUGUGUGUGUGUGUGCAGGCUGAGAGCAAAAGUUGAUGAAAUAGAAUUUUCCAAACCACCAAACCACGAAGCUAAACGAAUGAACACCAGAGCGCUUUUCGGAGGGAAAACAAGUGUAGAUCAAACUUCUGUGAAAUUUUCCAACCUUCUCUCCUGUGCGGUACCGGUUACGAACUGGAGGAAAAAAAACAGUUUCCAAAGAAGGAAGCGCAUAGUAACAAGCAGUAGGCGACGACGGCUUUUCAUGUGUUGACCGAAGUUUGCUUCAACGAACAAAAGGGCGCUUGUGACGUAUUGUAUGCUGUUUGGUUCCCCGAAUCGGUCGGUUAACAAUUGUGCACAAGAAUAUUAUCGUAUUGUGGUUAAAAUUUGUUUGGUGCGCCUUUUAAUUUUACGCGAUUCUAUUUUGCGUUUAUGUUGUGUGUCGCGUGUGCUACGUGUGUGUCACGAAUGGAAGAAGACCGAACGCAAUAAAAUGGUAGUGUGUCGUCCGGUUUAGAGAAAAUAGAAACUUCUACAUAAGAACAGGAAAAUACACGAAACUAUAGGUAGGACAAACAGUGGAAGUGAAAGCAUAAGAAAAACAGUACGAUAUAAGACAGGAAUUUGCCGAAUUGCAUUCGUCAGAGGGGGGGCCCUUUAUACAGGCUUUUGGAUGUUGUUCCCCAUAAAUCAAAUUAAAAAAGAGCACUUUUCUGUUUACUGACGUUUGGUGAUCUCCAUAAGAUUGACAGCUAUAGACAAUCAGUUUUGUGUUUGUGUGUGUGUGUGUAAAUCUCAGUACUCAUGUUGUGUGUUGCGUGAAUGUGUAGCGAGGACAUGUAAGAUUUGUGUGCGUACGAAACAAGCAUCGUAUGAAGAGUGGUUUUGCGACAAAAGUUACGCACUAUUGAACAUCGUGUCGCUGCAAAACGCCCGUGUGAGCGUUUUGGGAAGAAAUUUAAAAAUUGAUAAUCAACUAUUGUUCGGUGGGUCGUUGCUGGCCGCAAUGGCACCAUUACGUGCAGGACGAACCACUGUCAGCGAGGGACUAAUGCAGCAUCCCUCCUGCAUGAACCAAUCCACCCUUACGACGUCCAUCGGCGGUGGUGUGUACGAUCCGUUCUCCUGGGGCGUGAGCGGUGACUCGGACCAUGGCUUCGAAUCGUCCCAGUCGGGCGAUGGGUCCGGUUCGGAAGGUGCCGGAAUGGUACGUUGCUGCAUGCCGAUCGGUGAGUGCGUGAAGCCGAAAGGUGGCAAUCCAUUCUCGGAGCUGGGCGCAAUGAUCAAUCUGGAGGAUUUGCGCGAAUGUGUGCGGGUGCAGUGCAGCAACGAAUCUUGCACCGCCGGUCAGUACAUGCACCGGGAGUGUUUCGAUCGGUGGGAGGAUGAGGUGAUGGCGUACUUGAAAUCUACCGCCCGUGCACGCUCCUGGUCGGAUAAGCAACGGCAGCAGUACCUCUGGACGAAGAAGGGUUACGAGCUGGUGCACAAGAUGUGUGCCUGCAAGUGUGGACGUGGCAACUUGAAGAAGGAUCUGGACUGGAAUGCUCCCACUACGGCUACUAUGUUUGGACGUGCUCUCGUAGGAAACGGCGGAGGAGGCGGUAUCUCCGUUGGAGAUGGUUCCAUUGACGUCAGUUCGUUGGAUGUUGGAGGUAUGCUGGGGCCGAUCGGUGGUCGCGAUGAUGAAAGUGCAAAGAAGCAGAAGAAAAAGAAGAAUCGGCACAAUCAAAAAUUGGCGAUCUCGACCAGUGCUAGUAGCAGUGCUAACAGUAGCGCUACCAGCAGUCCCAACAGCCAGCAACAGUUACUCCAGCAGCAAACGGAUCUUAUUCUUCAGCAUCACCAUCACCUGCUGCAGCAGCAGCAACAGCAACAGCAGCAACAUCAAACUACUGAGCAGCAACAUCAGCUCAAGUUGCUGUCGAUACUGAGCAAGAUAAGUGUUUCGACACCGAACGCUGCCACACCGAUGCGGCGUGGUACGAAUCAACCUCCCGGUCUUGGUGGGCUUGUCAUCAGUGGAAUGCAUUCGCAGCAUCAACAGCAUCUGCACCAUGGUGCACCAGUUCCGGCAGGUAUGGUAUCGACCUCUGCCUCGGCCCGUAUGCGUGCCAACAGUCUGUCAUCGAUCAGCAAUGGGUCUUGCACACCGCCUGCUUCGUCGAUUGGUGGAUCGGAACAGUCUAUCUCACCGAUCCACAACCAAGCUCCGAGCCCGGCUAGCAUUGCGAAGUUGCCACUGACACCGAAGUCGAAAGUUGAGCUGUACUCGGAACGUGUACGAGCUACAUCUGGUGCCAAUGGAAUCUUCUCACGCCGUUUAGACUUUUCGUCGUUCAACGUUUUGCCGCGACAGCGAAUAAACUCCUACUCGAUAAAGAUCGAAGAUGAAGGCAAUCACGGAAACGAUGAAACACGUCUCUUUAUACUUUCCUCGCUAGCCGCACAGCAUAAGAGUCGCGUUGCGUGUGUGCUGUGCGAGGAACCGAUGCUAGUCUUUGACCGCUAUCCACUGGUCGACGGAACGUUCUUUCUCAGCCCGAAACAACACAACAAAGGGUGCAUUGAGGUGAAGUACGAGAAUCGUGUCCAGUAUCUAACAUCCGUCUGCAUGGCGUGCUUGGAAGGCGUCGAGCCAAACCGUGUCGUACGGUGCAGAUUUUGUGUGAAUAAGUGGGACGGUUCAUCGCUCGUCCUUGGAACCAUGUAUUCUUAUGACAUCUUCGCUGCUAUGCCAUGCUGCACGGAACGUUUAAAGUGUAACAACUGCUUCAAAAUGAUGCUGUCUCCAAAUCAGCGGCUCAACUUCUACAGCGAUUACAGUCACAGCGUAUCGUGCCCGUAUUGUUCGGCUCAGGAUAAUCACUUUGUAAAGCCACUGAGCUACUGCUACACCAAGCAGCCGAUGCAGUUUUUCCAGCACUGGCCAUAACAUGAGG